UCGAGAUCAAGAUCAAGAUAAUCAAGAUCAAAAUCACACGAAAAUCGACAUAAACAAGUGGAGGCCCACGCGGUACUCACGCGGUGUGUCCUGUCUUCCAGCUUGUAGUUAUUGUGCAGAUAUGGUAGCAAUUGCUGAUUCUGAUAGUGAAGAGAUGGAGUUCUCAGACAUUGUUGAGAUGGAGGAAGCUGAGGAGGAUUCAGAUGAAGAGCUGCAGAGAAAGUUUGAACGAGGGGAGCUGAAGCCAGGCCUGUACCGAGAAGCUGAGAAGGUGGUGAAGGAACACAAGAACAAUGUGAGUGGCUUGAAAUCUAAACUGGAGCAGUUUCGAUUGGAAUUACCUUGGAUAGAGCGUCUGGACUUUACUUUAGAGGCUGCCCCCAUUGCCCCCGAGCUGAAUGCAGAGAUCAUAGAACAUGGCCAGACAAGAGAGAAGCGGAUGAGGAGCCAGAACAAGUACUUCACCCUGGAGGAUGACCCUGUGCACAAUGACUUUGUGAGGGAAAUGUCCUUCUACAGGCAAGCUCAGUCUACAGUCUUGGAGGGCUACAAGAAGCUGGAAGAACUGAACCUUCCCACAGUACGGCCCUCAGACUACUUUGCUGAAAUGGCUAAGAGUGAUGAACACAUGCAGAAGGUGCGAAAGAGACUGAUGCAGAAGCAGGUUGGACAGCAAAUCAGCGAACGGGUGAAGAAGAUAAGAGAAAUAAAGAAGUAUGGCAAGAAGGUACAGAUUGAAGUGGAGCAGCAGAAACACAAAGAGAAACGAGAGAUGCUUGAAAAAAUCAAGAAGUUCAGAAAGGGCAAGACAGAUUCAAUAGACUUCCUAGAGGGAGGACGUUCCUUACGUGAUGGUGCGGGAGGCAACCGCUCCAAGAAGGAUCUCAAGAAGGCAGCAUUUAAACGAACCUUCAAAGACAAAAAGUAUGGAUUUGGAGGAAAGAAGAGGAACAUUAAGAGGAAUAAUAUCAAGGACACCAAGGAUGAAAGACCUCUGCCCAACAUGAGGAAGCCAAGGGGUGGCAAGGGUGGCAGGGGCGGCAACAAGAAGGGGCCAAUGGGUGCCAAUGUGAGAGGCAAAGGAGGAAAGAGAGGUGGCACCAGGGGUAUGGUCAAUAAAAAUAAGGGUAGGUCACGAAAAUGAGAGUAAAUUUUGUAUUUGUACAUUCAUACAUCAUAAGCAUAAAAGUUGAAGUUGAUUUGCAUCUUACAAUAAACAUAUUACUUCUA
This is a messenger RNA of Portunus trituberculatus (swimming crab), 1230 nucleotides long. Its product is annotated as probable rRNA-processing protein EBP2 homolog. Gene Ontology annotation, cellular component: preribosome, large subunit precursor; nucleolus; nuclear periphery. The record is from RefSeq and is a predicted model, not a curated record. Lineage: Eukaryota; Metazoa; Arthropoda; Malacostraca; Decapoda; Portunidae. The transcript is spliced from 8 exons. Gene Ontology annotation, biological process: rRNA processing; ribosomal large subunit biogenesis. Bases 122 to 1144 code for a protein of 340 amino acids.